Messenger RNA from Sphaeroforma arctica JP610, 591 nucleotides. RefSeq lists its product as hypothetical. The transcript has a single exon. The record is from RefSeq and is a predicted model, not a curated record. NCBI's taxonomy places the organism in Eukaryota, Ichthyosporea, Ichthyophonida. The coding region runs from base 1 to 501 and encodes 166 amino acids.
AUGGUGAUGGCUGCUUCGCCCACCCCUAUGGAGCAUAUGUGCUCUCCCUCCAACAACAACGGCAAGUGCGAGGGUCUGAACAAACAUAUUGACACCAGUCGGCACUGCAACUUGAGCGGCGAUGACAAGUGUUCUACCACCUACUGUUGCAUGGUUAAACACGACGAUGAUGAUGAUAUUGAUGACGACAUGAUGAUGUGCUCUCCCGAUAACAACCAGGGCAAAUGCGAGAGUCUUGGUAAGAAAAUUGACAAGCACGUGACUUGCUACAGAUAUGGGGAUGGAAAGUGUGCCAGUUCUCACUGCUGCAAGGCCCACCAUGAUGAUGGUGAUGAUAGUGAUCACGAUGAUGAUGAUAAAGAAGACAAGAUGGAGUGUUCCCACGAUACCAACCAAGGCAAGUGUAAGAGCCUGGGCAAGGAUGUAGACCAGCACGAGACCUGCUACAGAUACGGUGACAAGAAGUGUGCCAGCUUUCACUGUUGCAAGGAUAAGAAGUAGACGAUGAUGACAAGGUCGGUGACACAUUUAUAGCGGUCACGAGUUAGAAUGCUCAAUCAGCACUAACUAAGGAAAAUACUAGAUUAUGCU